This is a messenger RNA of Lontra canadensis (Northern American river otter), 1403 nucleotides long. It is a transcript of the gene NTHL1, whose product is annotated as nth like DNA glycosylase 1. The record is from RefSeq and is a predicted model, not a curated record. Gene Ontology annotation, cellular component: nucleus. The coding region runs from base 214 to 1347 and encodes 377 amino acids. Gene Ontology annotation, biological process: base-excision repair; base-excision repair, AP site formation; nucleotide-excision repair. The transcript has 5 exons. Lineage: Eukaryota; Metazoa; Chordata; Mammalia; Carnivora; Mustelidae. Gene Ontology annotation, molecular function: DNA binding; 4 iron, 4 sulfur cluster binding; DNA-(apurinic or apyrimidinic site) endonuclease activity.
GAGACCCACAGGGCCCCAGCAACAGGACAGCCAGAGGGGGAUUCCCAUAGGCACCCAGUGAACUUAGGGGUGUGACAGAUGCACGGAAAGGGGAACCGGGGCAAAAGGAGUCAGUAGGGGACAGUGCCAGCUGUGUAGGUACCUUGAUGCUGGGAUGGAGUUUGGGGUUUGCCAUGAAUACAAGGAAAAAUCAGUGAGGAGUUUUGAACGGAAAUGACACAAUCUGAUUUGGGCCUUGGGAAUGUCUCUCUACGCCGGUGUGGAAACAAGAUGGGGGGGGCACCUUGGAGGAGGCCUUGGGGAGAGUCCUCCUGUACUAAUGCAGCCUUGGUCAGGAGCCCUCCCCAGGAGGCCAGGGGAAAGCUGACUUGCCCCCAGAACACGUGCUGCAGAAGCCAGAGCAGCCCCAGCUGCGAAAGAUGGUGGAUGGUUGUUGAAGGAAUGAUGGGGGGUGAUAGCAGGCAGGGUAGCACCCACACCCACCCUCACCUAUGGCCCCCGCUGAAUGGCACUUUUUUUGCAGAAGGAAAGAAAAGCCAUGGUCCCACAAAGCGCCAGCGGAAGACGCAGAAACUGAGUGUCGCCUACGAAGCCUCAGAUAAUGAGAAAGGAGAAGGCGCCAAACCCCCAGAGGCACCAGGCUGGGAGCCCCCGGACUGGCAGCAGCAGCUAGUAAACAUCCGCACCAUGAGGAGCGGGAAGGACGCACCUGUGGACCAGCUGGGUGCUGAGCACUGCUAUGACCCCAGUGCACCCCCAAAGGUGCGGAGAUACCAGGUGCUGCUGUCCCUGAUGCUCUCCAGCCAAACCAAAGACCAGGUGACAGCAGGCGCCAUGCAGCGGCUGCGCGCUCGGGGCCUGACGGUGGACAGCGUCCUGCAGACGGAUGACAGCACGCUGGGCGCGCUCAUCUACCCCGUAGGCUUCUGGAGGAGCAAGGUGAAGUUCAUCAAGCAGACCAGUGCCAUCCUGCAGCAGCGUUAUGGCGGGGACAUCCCAUCUUCAGUGGCAGAGCUGGUGGCACUGCCAGGCGUUGGGCCCAAGAUGGCGCACUUGGCUAUGGCGGUGGCCUGGGGCGCCGUGUCUGGCAUCGAAUCGCCAACAGACUCGGGUGGGCCAAGACGGCGACCAAGUCCCCGGAGAAGACCCGUGCGGCGCUGGAGGCCUGGCUGCCCCGGGAGCUUUGGAGUGAGAUCAACGGACUGUUGGUGGGUUUCGGCCAGCAGACGUGUCUGCCUGUCCGCCCGCGUUGCCAGGCCUGCCUCAACCGAAGCCUGUGCCCAGCUGCACGGAGCCUCGGCGGGCCGUGAAGCCUGGACCUGGAUGCCAUGCACCAGCCGACCGUGAGCCUUUGCUGGGGGAGCCACAGCCUGUUUUCUAAUAAAGCUUGGGAAUUGUUUGCA